This is a messenger RNA of Hylaeus anthracinus, 1351 nucleotides long. RefSeq lists its product as uncharacterized. NCBI's taxonomy places the organism in Eukaryota, Metazoa, Arthropoda, Insecta, Hymenoptera, Colletidae. The transcript has 4 exons. Gene Ontology annotation, molecular function: chitin binding. The record is from RefSeq and is a predicted model, not a curated record. The coding region runs from base 488 to 1045 and encodes 185 amino acids. Gene Ontology annotation, cellular component: extracellular region.
CUUGGAACCUUAGACAAAGCAGUAAAUUAUUUGAAUAAUUACUCGAAUAACAAUUUAUUUCGAUAACCCACAACUGUUUCCGAAUUUGUUACAAAGUAUAUUCGAAUGCCUCGCUUGGUAGGUUUAUUGGGAUUCGUAUGCAAGUACCAAAUUGGUACACCGGUAUUAUAUAAAAAAUAAUCAGCUAUUAAUAUUUGCAAAGUUUUUCCGAGUUUUUAUUUAGCGACGAAUUAACAAUAACAUUUUUGGAGAAAUAAGAGAAGAAAGAUUGCGGUCGACAAACUCGUGAAAGUUUAUGUAACACUCUGUUUUACGUUGCGCCUAAACGUAACACACGUAAAAUCGGAAUAGUCCUUGCUCGACUUCGAUAUCCGUACAACUUUCCCUCUCAUACUGUGACAUAAUCUGUAGAGCAGUCGGAGAGCUAAAACUCGACUGCACAUUGAAAACUGUACUAGUUUAGUUCAUUAUUAUCUAGAGUGCAGCCAUGUCAAGAAACUGUUACAACCCUGCUACACUGCUGGUGGUCAUCUUUUUACUAAUAGCAUCCACCAAUCCACUCCAGCACCGAAUAGUGGUGGAAGAUUUCAACUACAAUGACUAUCAAAACUACCAAGACUACCAGUCCUUAGGGAAACUCGAUAAACCGAUCGUUGUAACCGAAAAACCAAAGAACCAUCAAGACUUCAGCAAAAUUCCGGGGAUUCCCGGAGUCGAUUUUCCUUUGUACCAUACCGUGCCACAGACAAGUUUUUCUUGCGCAUACGUUCCAUUCGUUCCAGGAAUGUACGCCAACGUGGAAACCGGUUGUCAGGCGUAUCAUAUUUGCCACGAUGGUCGUGAAGGUCAUCAAGGUGCAUCUUUUCUGUGCACAAAUGGCACCCUUUUUAAUCAACGGGAUUUCGCCUGCGACUGGUGGUACAACGUGAAUUGCGCAGAAGCUCAAUCUUUGUACAGUUUGAAUUUGGACCCAGAGAAAAAUCCUUACUUGCCAAAGGUUAAAAAGGACAGAUUGGUGAACAACAUGAGAAUUGUUGUGGUUUAGAAAUAUUUAUAACAGUUUAUCAAAAGUGUCACAUUCAUUUUAACUUCGACCAUCGAAAUGUCGCUAAAUUUUUUAAUAAUUUGGUUAAAAGGUUCCUGUAAGUGUUGCGGGAUGGAAUUUUAAAAAAGAAAGCGUCAUGUUCUGUAUAGAUGAAGACACAAUAUGAAACUGAGAGUAUAACAUCAUACCAAAUUUGAAAAAAAAAACAAAUUUUGAGUUUUAAAAGUUUCUUAUACAAAGACCUUAUUAUCUUUUGUCAAACAUUUUAUUUACAUAUUUUGUAAUAAAUUGAAGUCAGUAUUUUUA